Molecule: messenger RNA, 970 nt
Organism: Tripterygium wilfordii
Lineage: Eukaryota; Viridiplantae; Streptophyta; Magnoliopsida; Celastrales; Celastraceae
Product: universal stress protein PHOS32-like
Exons: 3
Coding region: 120-788 (222 amino acids)
Source: RefSeq, a predicted model, not a curated record
AUACAUGUACAUAUACAUAUACAUAUAAACAUAUACUUCUGGUUCUGCCUUCACAAGUAGUCUAUACAACACCAUAUAUAUACAUACAAAACUCUCCAUCCUCAAAAUCAACAACAACAAUGGCUCCUACACGUACCAGAUCUCCAAGUUUCUCUAUGAGGAGGUCUCUGUCUCGUGUUCGAUCACCUUCGACUCGAUCCAAACCCUUUGAAACUGAUCAAACAAUUGAGUUCUUGGGGAAGGAAGGAGUGGACAACUAUGGAUUUGAAGGGGAAACAAGAGAUGGGAAUAAGGUUAUGGUGGUGGUUGAUUCCACAGUUGAAGCUAAAGGUGCUCUUGAAUGGGCUCUGGCUCACACUAUUCAAACCCAGGACUCUGUUGUUCUUCUUCAUGUCAUUAAGCCAUCCAAACAAGGUCCUGAGUAUAACAAGAAGCUUAAGCUUGAGGCCUUUGAAGUUCUUCACUCCAUGAAAACCAUCUGUCAGACUAGGAGGCCAGGGGUGCAAGUUGAGGUAGCAAUGCAGGAAGGGAAGGAGAAAGGGAAAAUAAUAGUGGAAGAAGCAGAGAAACAAAAGGUGUCCUUACUGGUGUUAGGGCAAAGAAAGAGAUCAAUGUUAUGGAGAUUCAUGAAGAGAUGGAGAGGCAAACAGAACAACCAUGGUGGGUUUGUUGAGUAUUGUAUACAAAAUGCUUCAUGCAUGACAAUUGCAGUGAGAAGAAAGGGAAAGAAGCUUGGAGGUUACUUGAUUACCACCAAAAGUCACAAGAAUUUCUGGCUCUUGGCCUAACUAAGUUCUAUGUUCAAGUUUAGAGUUUCAAAGUCAAAAGAUGUGGGUUUGUGAAAAUGAAAUUUAGUGCUUCCUAGGCCAGUCUCUUGUUCUUGGUCACUGGUAAAGUGCUUGUUUUCUACUCAAAUCAUUGUUAAUUAUACUUUCCAGACUACUGAAAGAUAGAGUUUGUUACGACUCAA